GCCAAGCAUCACCAUGCCAAGACCUUCUCUUCUCACUUUGAUAUUGGCCAGUGCUCUGACUUCAGUAACUGGAGAUGUUAGUAUCAGACUGGUGAAUGGUAAUAAUGACUGCUCUGGAAGAGUUGAGAUCCUGUAUAACGGCCAGUGGGGAACAGUGUGUGAUGAUGACUGGGACAUGAAUGAUGCUGCUGUGGUGUGCAGACAGCUGGGAUGUGGAAGAGCUGUUAGUGCACAUAAGGAGGCUCGUUUUGGCCAGGGUAGUGGUCAGAUCUGGUUGGAUGAUGUGGACUGUUCAGGAAGUGAAUCAUCGCUCACACAGUGCUCACAUCCUUCUUUUGGAAAACAUGACUGUCGUCAUAGUGAAGAUGCAGGCGUCAUCUGCUUAGUACCAGACAUAAGGUUGGUCGGUGGGUCUGAUUCAUGCUGUGGGAGAGUGGAGAUCCUGUAUAAUGGCACAUGGGGAACCGUGUGUGAUGAUCACUGGGACAUGAAUGAUACUGCUGUGGUGUGCAGACAGACACAGUGUGGAUCAGCCAUCAGUGCUUCUCCUAGCGCUGCCUUUGGUCAAGGCAGUGGAUCGAUCUGGCUGGAUGACGUUGAAUGUUCAGGAAGUGAAGGAAACCUCACACAAUGUUCACACAGAGGACUAGGAACACAUAACUGUAAACAUGGUGAAGAUGCUGGUGUUGUUUGUUCAGGUGAGCUGCGGAUGCCGACUCUUUCCCUGACCUCCACACAUGCAGCUGUUUCUCCUGGAGAAAAUAUCCAGUUCAGUUGCACAACACCUAAACCAAGAUGCGAGGCUAAAGCUGAAUUCCAGCUCUUCAGAAACGGACCAUCUAUAUCCUCCCAGACACAUGAAUCUAGUGUGACUUUCAACCUUGUUAAUGUAGACGUCUCACAUCAUGGCAGCUACAGCUGUUGUUACUCCUACCAAAACAACAUCAAAUCAUCUUUGAGCAACACUGUUAUCAUCACUGUGGUGAUCUUGCAGCAGCCCAGUAUUUCCCUCAGUGAUCCUGAUGGACUGUUUCACGUGGGGCUUCAGGGGCCAGUGAUCACCAGGGGUCACAGUUUCACUAUCAUCUGUAACACUGACCCUCAGUAUCCUGGAGGAUCUUUUCACCUGUUCAGAGGAUCAAACUUCACCAGGACUGAGUCAGCUGUCAGUCACUCUGCCUCCUUCUUCUUUCCUGAAGCAGAUUAUUCACACGAGGGAAACUACAGUUGUGUUUAUGAAGUCAGUGUCUCCUCACGCUCCUUUCGUUCAUCUGCCUCUGAACUGCUGCUCAUCACUAUCACAGUGAACUUGCAGCAGCCCAGUAUUUCCCUCAGUGAUCCUGAUGGACUGUUUCACGUGGGGCCUCAGGGGCCAGUGAUCACCAGGGGUCACAAUUUCACUAUCAUCUGUUACACUGACUCUCAGUUUCCUGGAGGAUCUUUUCACCUGUUCAGAGGAUCAAACCUCACCAGGACUGAGUCAGCUGUCAGUCACUAUGCCUCCUUCUUCUUUCCUAAGGCAGAUUUUUCACUGGAGGGAAACUACAGUUGUGUUUAUGAAGUCAGUGUCUCCUCACGCUCCUUUCAUUCAUCUGACUCUGAACUGCUGUUCAUCACUAUCACAGUGAUCUUGCAGCAGCCCAGUAUUUCCCACAGUGAUCCUGAUGGAUGGUUUCAUGUGGGGCCUCAGGGGCCAGUGAUCACCAGGGGUCACAGUUUCACUAUCAUCUGUUACACUGACUCUCAGUUUCCUGGAGGAUCUUUUCACCUGUUCAGAGGAUCAAACAUCACCAGGACUGAGUCAGCUGUCAGUCUCUCUGCCUCCUUCUUCUUUCCUGAAGCAGAUUAUUCACACGAGGGAAACUACAGUUGUGUUUAUGAAGUCAAUAUCUCCUCACGCUCCUUCUGUUCAUCUGCCUCUGAACUGCUGCUCAUCACUAUCACAGUGAACUUGCAGCAGCCCAGUAUUUCUCACAGUGAUCCUGAUGGAUGGUUUGAUGAGGGGCCUCAGGGGCCAGUGAUCACCAGGGGUCACAGUUUCACUAUCAUCUGUAACACUGACUCUCAGUUUCCUGGAGGAUCUUUUCACCUGUUCAGAGGAUCAAACAUCACCAGGACUGAGUCAGCUGUCAAUCACUCUUCCUCCUUCUUCUUUCCUGAAGCAGAUUAUUCACAUGAGGGAAACUACAGUUGUGUUUAUGAAGUCAGUGUCUCCUCACACUCCUUCCGUUCAUCUGACUCUGAACUGCUGCUCAUCACUAUCACAGCCUCUCUGCUUCCUGUCAUUGGUGCUGCAGUGUCAGCUGUGCUGCUCUUAUUGUCUGUCCUUAUAAUCAUCCUCCUGCUGAAGAGAAGACAAAAGAACAAGAACAAGGAAACUAAUUUAAAGUGCUCUUUCACAAAAGGUGCAGGUAAUACAUAUGCAGGUGCCUCCCAUGAUAACAAAAAUGAAGAAGAUGAUGAGGCUGAUUAUGAAAAUGUAGAGCUUGGUGAAAACAUGGAUCAUAAUGAAUCUGAACAGGACUAUAUUAAUGUGGACUCUGAUCAUUCUGAAGAGGACUAUGUCAAUGUGGACUCUGAUCAUUCUGAAGAGGACUAUGUCAAUAUGAAUGUUAUUGAAAAUAAAAGUGUGGUCAAAUCUGAUGAUAACAUUUAUGAAAGUUGUUUUGACUAAUACCACGUCAUUUGAAUGAAUUAUCUUGGCCAACUUGAAGAACAUCACUGCACCCUUGAUACAUCUUGCAACACCUUGACAGACCUGGGAAUUACGCAAUGAUCUUAUUGGUGGACUUCAGCUCGGCCUUUAAUACCAUCAUGUUUGAUCUUCUUUCGGACAAACUGAUCCAGUUCUGUGGGGCCUCCCAAAUCUGUCAGUGGACUACCAGCUCCUUUAAAGACAGGCAACAGCUAGUAAGUGAGGCUGGGAAAACUCACAUCUAGGACCCUGACUAUCAGCACUGGUGCCCCUCAGGGAUGUGUUCUCUCCCCACUGCUAUUGUCCCUGUACACAAAUGUCUGCACUUUAAAGGACCCCUCUGUAAAGCUCCUGAUGUUUGCAGAUGUCACUACAGUCAUUGGCCCCAUCCAGGACUGUGCUAAGUCUGCAUAUGGUUGAGCAAAUGGCUGUGUGGUGGAAUCAGAGCCAAAACAGUGGAGAUGAUAGUGGACUUUAGGAGAAAUCCCCCUGCAAUUCCCCCACUGUCCAUCAUAAACAGCAUUGUAACAGCAGUGGAGUAAUUCAGGUUACUGGGCACCACCAUCACUCAGCACCUGAAGUGAAACAAUCACAUCGUCUCUUUUGCAAAAGAAAAAAAAAAUCAUAGCAGAGGUUGUAUUU
This is a messenger RNA of Carassius gibelio (silver crucian carp), 3337 nucleotides long. RefSeq lists its product as uncharacterized. The record is from RefSeq and is a predicted model, not a curated record. The transcript is spliced from 12 exons. The coding region runs from base 14 to 2674 and encodes 886 amino acids. Gene Ontology annotation, cellular component: membrane. Lineage: Eukaryota; Metazoa; Chordata; Actinopteri; Cypriniformes; Cyprinidae.